Aspergillus candidus is the source of this 1599-nucleotide messenger RNA. RefSeq names its product NAD-dependent succinate-semialdehyde dehydrogenase. Lineage: Eukaryota; Fungi; Ascomycota; Eurotiomycetes; Eurotiales; Aspergillaceae. The coding region runs from base 1 to 1599 and encodes 532 amino acids. The transcript is spliced from 3 exons. The record is from RefSeq and is a predicted model, not a curated record. Gene Ontology annotation, biological process: GABA catabolic process. Gene Ontology annotation, molecular function: succinate-semialdehyde dehydrogenase (NAD+) activity.
AUGCAGAGAAUCCUCGGUCCGGUCUCGCGCCAGUUGCUGCGAUCCACCCCCCGCUAUCCCUUUGCUAUCCCCGGCCCCAUUGCCGCGAAACGACUAUACACAAUGAGCCAUACCGUGCCUCCGUUAAAAGACCAGUCUCUCUUCAUUGAGAAGGCCUACGUCAAUGGCGAAUGGAUCGGAGCCCAGUCGGGCGAAACCUUUGAGGUCCACGACCCCGCCAGCGGCAAGCUGAUCGGAACUUGCCCCGAAUUUAACGCCGCCGACACCAACAAGGCCAUCCAAGCCGCCACCGAGGCCUUCCCGAAGUUCCGCACCACCCUCGCGCGCGAACGCGCCCGCAUGCUCCGCCGCUGGUACCAGCUCAUGAUCGACAACGCGGACGACCUGGCUACGCUGAUUACCUGGGAGAACGGCAAGCCGCUCGCGGAUGCCAAGGGCGAGGUCAACUACGCCGCGGGCUUCUUCGAGUGGUUCAGCGAGGAGGCCCCCCGCGUCUACGGCGACACCAUCCCGUCCUCGGUGGCGGGCAACCGCGUCUUGACGCUCAAGCAGCCCGUCGGCGUGUGCGGCCUGAUCACCCCCUGGAACUUCCCCGCGGCGAUGAUCACCCGCAAGGUCGCCCCGGCCCUGGCGGCCGGCUGCACCGUCGUGUGCAAGACCCCCGGCGAAACGCCCUUCACGGCCAACGCGCUCGCCGAGCUCGCCCACCGCGCCGGCAUUCCCAAGGGCGUCGUCAACGUCGUCCCGGCACUCAAGAACACCCCCGAAGUCGGCGAAGCCAUCACCACGCACCCCGAAGUGCGCAAGGUCUCCUUCACCGGCUCCACGAACGUGGGCAAAAUCCUCAUGAAGCAAUCCGCGUCGACCCUCAAAAAGGUCUCCUGGGAACUCGGCGGCAACGCGCCCUUCAUCGUCUUCGACGACGUCGAAGACCUCGACGCAGCCGUCUCCGGCGCCAUCGCCUCCAAAUUCCGCAGCUCAGGCCAGACCUGCGUGUGCGCCAACCGCAUCUACAUCCAGCAGGGCGUCUACGACGAGUUCUGCCGGCGCUUCGUCGCCAAGAUGCAGGACUUCAAGCUCGGCGCGGGCUUCGGCGAAGGCAUCACCCACGGACCCGUCAUCCACGGCCGCGCCGUCGACAAAGUCGACCAGCACGUGCAAGACGCAGUCUCCAAGGGCGCGCAGCUCGCCGCCGGUGGCUCGCGCCGCCCGGAGCUGGGGUCCAACUUCUACGACCUGACUGCGCUCACGCACAUGAACAAGGACAUGCUCCUCGCGUCGGAGGAGACGUUCGGGCCCGUGGCGGGUCUGUUCGCGUUCUCGACGGAGAAAGAGGUCGUCGAGCUGGCGAACCGCGCGGAGGUCGGUCUGGCCGGGUACUUCUUCAGCGGGAACGUGCGCCGCGUUUUCCGCGUCGCUGAGGCGCUGGAGGUCGGUAUGGUUGGUGUGAACACGGGGAUAAUCAGCGAUGUUGCGUCGCCGUUUGGAGGCGUCAAGCAGAGUGGGUUUGGUCGCGAGGGCAGCAAGUAUGGGAUUGAGGAGUUCUUGACGAUUAAGAGUGUUACGUUUGGGGGGAUGGGCGAGCCCCUUCAGGGGUAG